UGAUCGUCCUUUUUGCAGUACGUAAAUUACUUCCGUAGAGGCAGUACAUAUUAACGAUAACAUUUUGAGAGUUACAUUCAGCACCAUUUGGUACGGUUUAUUACGUUCAAGUUUAUUCAUCAUGGCGGACGCCAAUGUAGUUGCUACAGAGCAAAAUAAUGCUGCUGCUAAUAACGCAAAUGAACAGGUAAUAUUUAUUGAAAUUUUAUUUUAUUGAAAUAUAAUCUUGCAUUCAAAAUACUAUCAGUAUCUAGAUAUAUUUAUACUUUCUGAGUGAGUGAGUGAUCUGCACUGUGACUGUGGAAGUGGUGAAGUGCUCUACAGUCUACAGUCACUCUGCAAAAUAUUAAGUUAAGACUAAGAGUAUAAGAGAAGCUCGCUCUCAUAACAAUUGAUUAGUCUCACAGCUGACGGUAUGUGUAUAUUUUGUACAGAAAUUAGGUUGAAAGAUGCCUUUUUCUGACACUGAGCCAUGGUAUAGAUUGAGUUAGUACCUUAGCAGUGUGGGUUUUGCCAAGAGUCAAGAGUUAGUUGUCUUAGUCUUACCCUAAGCUCAGGCUCAAUGGCUUCACUUUGGGGAAUCCCAAACAAACACUUGGCUUAGAGCUAGGGAGAAUAGACCAAUUGUUGCAUCAUAAGGAUGUGUAUGUUAACUUUCUGUUCUUCACUGAACAUUAUUAUUUGUGUCAUUGUCAUAACGAAGUGUCUACACGUCUGGCGCGGCGGACAAAUAGUGUGGGAGAUAUACGUCCGGCGAGCAUGUCACGUGACUGCCGGACGACUAGUAGGCAUUAUUAUUCUGAAGGAAUUGCCUAUUGAGAAGAUCGUGUGUGGUCUUGUGGUAGAGUGGCCGCUUGAUGAUAUUAUAUUUGUGGAUCAAUUCCCUGUAUGGGAACCUUUUUUUUUUCCCCAUUUUAAUUAAAAAAUAUUUGAAAUUAUAUUUAAUCUAUAUUAUCAAGUUCAUCAGCAACAGUAGUUUUAUGAGAAGUUUUAAAAUAUUUUGUAGCAAUUUAAACAAUUUAAAAUGAAAUCUUUUACUUUUAUUGGUUGCCUACUCCAUACUGAAUACUGGCCCCUAAUUUAUUUUAUGGAUUACUGGUACACAAACUCAAAUAACAAACUAAACAAAAAUGUUUACAAGCCACUUUCACUUAAGUUUUUUUUCUAUUAUUUGCAUGCAAGAUACUUAGUACAUUACUUGGUAGAGAAAUGGAUUUUAAAAUUAACAAUAGUUUUGAAUCAUUCGCGGUAACGAGACAAGGCUGAUCGACAAAAUAUCUCUCGCCACUUUGUUACGGCGGUCAUGUGACUUGGUCGCCGGACGAAUACUGCGGGAGAUAUAUGUCCGGCCCGCCGGACGUGUAGACACUGCCUUGUCAUAAGUGUAAUGAUCAAUAAUGUAAAUGUUAAAAUGAAAUAUAUUGAAAUGAAAUUUUCAUUAGUUUUUUUUAAUUCAAAGUCAAAUUACAUUGUUCAAAAGAAAUAACAAAAUGAACCCUUCUUUGCUGAUACACCAAGAUAAUCACUGGUGUGGAAAAAAGAAGCGCUCUAAAAAUGCUGUCUCUUGAUUAAUUGAAAAAAGAAGUACCUCAGUAUGUUGUUAAUUUUGAUUAUGUCCCCCCACCCCCACUUUAAAACAAAAAAAAUGAAAAAAAAACUGUUUUAAAUAAACACAAAGCUAAGAAUUAAAAUAUGCAAAUCUUUUGAAUACGGAACUAUGGCCGGUAGUUGACCUGAAGAACCUCUAUGACAUUUGAAGACAUCCAUCAUCUGCCUUACUGCUAAUCCAUCCUAGCCGCCUAGCCCUUUCUGAAAGUUUCCAAGUCCAGGUUCAACAAAGGGGUAGCCUAAAUGUGGGAUUGAUGAGCCUUUAAUCACCACACAUUUUCUCUAAUUUUAGAAUCGAACUGGACACACCCAAUUCAUUUCCUUCUCUCAAAUGAUUUAAUUUAGUGGAGUUGUUAAGCAGCUAAAUUUUGUUUUCAAUGUACUGUUGCGAGCAGAGCCAUGCUAUCACUUUUCAGUUUUUUGCCCCUUGCAUUCAAUGUAGGUAGUUAAAAAUUUUUCCCACAUCACAACAUCCACAGGGGCUAAAGGGCCCACACGAUGGCCUUGGUUGCAAGACAACCCAAUUUGAUUAACUUCUCUUGCAGCAGGUUAUUAAAAUUGAGCAGUGGCGUUAAAUGGAUCUUGAAUCUGUGAAAAUGUAGCUCUAACAUCAUUUUGAAAAUUAAUUAUUUUAACUUUAGUAUCAUUUGUAGAAGAUUCUGUUUCGCAAACAGUUAUUACUAAGUGAGUUACUCUUAUGUACCAGGUCUGCUACAGAUGCCAUGUCCUGUUACAUUGAAUUAAAGUUAAAAUAAAAUAAUUAAAAUCUUGUAAUAUUUUGCAUAGCCCCUGUGAGGAAGCCUCAUUGCAUAUUUUGGGAACCACUCUAAUUUAUCAAAUAAUUUAUUAUUAAGUGUUAAUUUUUAACAAAUAUGAUUGAUUUUUAUAACCUGUUUCAGGUGUAACAAAAAUAUCAUUCUAUCUUUAUUAUUUUGUCUUAUAUUUUUUAGCCCCAGCAAGCAAGACCUAAUGGUUGGGCAAUGAUAAAGACACUUGCUAUACGAAUGGUGUUCAUCUACUUUAUUGCUAGCAUGUUCAGACGAUCUCCACAACCGCAAGAAGCUGCUAGUGCAGGUGGACAGCCAGGUCAAGCAGCUAGACCAGCAACUAAUGUUUUUGACAAGUUUACAACUAUGGUAUAUUAAAACAAUUAUUUUUUUAAAUGAUUUAUUUAAAAAAAACAAAAUUAGAUUAAACAUUUCAAAUUCUCAAGCUAAACAAAAUAUGAUAAGUAUGGUGGUUGGGGGGGGUGGGGGGGGGGGAGUUAAUUAAACAGACUGUUACAUUUUAAAAGAGAUAUUCCUUUGUAUUAUUAAUAUUGAAACUUCUUUGAUGUUAGAAUGGUUAGAUUUUCAGUAAUUACCUAAAUUAACAUCCUAUUUGAUUUUCAAUGUCCUAUUACCCCUUCAAAUUUAUAAUUUUGCUAAUUAUUUAUAAUACUUUUGCACAGGACAUGUAUAUUUACAUUUCUGAGGAAGAAGAGUUCAAAGAUUUCAAGAAUGAAAAGGCUCUCUUCUGGCUUCAGAAAGGUCUUGUUUAUGGAGAUUGGACAGAAGGUCCAAUAGGAGAUGGCACUUUUGAAAAUACCGGACAAAUUGAAGCCUCAGAGGUAGCCAAUAAAUAAUUCAAAAUUUCCAUUUUUUUUAAAUUGUUAUUUUAAAAAAUGCUUUUACUGCUUAAAUAACAAAUUUAAUAUGCUUCUACUAAAGGUUAUGUAAUGUAUGUUUAAAGUCCAUUUAAUUUAUUACAUUAAGAUAUCUCAUGCAUUUGAAGAACGGCAAUAUUUUAUAAUGUGUUUAUUUCAGAGAGUUCAAAACAAUGGCUCACUAUAUAUACAUGUGUAUUUUGUAAAAGAAGGCAUGUCACCUGAUCCUAAAGACAGGGCAUUUAAGAAUUAUUCAAAGAAAUUUACAGCACAUAGAUCAAAAAGUAAGUGGCUUGACAAAUUGUUCAAGAAAAUUUUAAUCUCAUUUGAUAUAAUUUCUAAAUAGUUUAUCAGAAUUAAAAUAAUUUAAGGUUCAUGUAAUUUAUUGAAAUUAUUUAAAUCCAUCUUUAAUACCAUUGUUUCUAGGGCUUAACAAAUUUAAAAAGAGGAAAUUUCACAAGUCUGUGAAUCUGUUGACUGGUCAAACUGAUGUACACCCUGAUCUUGUGCAGGUACUUUUACAAUAAGUCUAAGACACCGUCAGCUACUUUAGUGUUAUAUUAUUAACAUGAAUAGUUUCACCAAUAAACUCUGUGAUUUACUUUGAUAAACUAUUGAAGAAAUCUUGCAUAUUUUUAAUUCAAUCGAAUAAAAAAAAUGUUUGAAAUUUGUUUAAAUGGGUGGGCAAAAUGUGAGCUGGGUGUUUCCCAAAAAAUGUUAUCCAGUUCUUCAAAUCAGUAAGUUUAGCAAUUUUUUUAAGAUUGCACAUGAUCGACAAGCCCAUACCUGCAGUUCUACUCAUGGCUCCACUGACCAUGCUGCAAAUUUAUAAAACACUUUAAGAGCAAACUUAAACAGUUUCACUUAUCAUUUUCAUAUUUUUAAGUGAACGCCAUUAUCUAGGCAUUUUAAAACCCAUUUUCACUAGGUUUGUUUUGUAUCCCUUUGCUUGGGUUUUUCUGUACACUUUCGGCCCAUCACAUGGAUGCAUUUUUUAGGCUGAGCCUCACAAAGUAGAAAUCUUUGCUCACCAUUUCUGUAGUCCUAAUCAUUUUGAAAUGUGCAACAUUUUGAAAAAUACAAAUAAUCAGUGUUUAUCAAUUUAAUAGAAAAUAACUAUGUUUCAGUAACUACUGGUUUUUACAUAUUUGUUCAUUUUAAUUUGGUAUUUUAAACUGAUUAAUUUUUUAAUUUUAGAAAGAGAAUUCUUCAACUUUUGAGAUACUUUCUCACUGGCACCCUAAUUUAACUAUCAAUCUGCUGGACGAUUACUCACCAUGGAUACCAGGUUCAGUACCACCUCCACUAGAUGAAUGUAAGUAUCUCUUGAUAAAGUUGAUGUAGUUUUGUUUUCUUAGUUUUGCAUACCAUGCACUCUUAGUAUCUGGCUAUAGAUAUACUAUUGAAAAUAAGGAAAAAGUUACUAAAGUUUAUUUGAAUCAACUUAGCUUACACUUAACUCACGCUCUUGUUUUCAACAGUACUUUUAAAUAAACAUUUUGUAAUAAUUUUUCCCCCCAGACAUUGAGUUUCUUCCUGACCUGAAUAAAUACUAUCCUGUUAUUUACCUCAAUGAUUACUGGAAUCUCAAUGUUGAUUACACACCUAUCAAUGAUACAACCAAGUUAGUACUUAAAUUAUGCAACCUAGAUCGUUCUUAAUGAUAUAACCAAGUGAGUACUUUAAUGAAACAACCAAUUAAAUACAUCAUUUGCAAUUCUUGUACAUGGUUAUUGCUACAGUUAUUUGUUAAAUUUUUUACGAAAAGAUUUUUGAUGUAAAAAUAUUUAACUUUUUCUCCAAUUCUUUCAGAAUCUUAAACUUGACCCUUACAUAUAGCCCCAUGUCACUAUUCAAAUGGCAAAUGUAUGCUGCCCAGGGAAUGCGCAAUAAAUGGGCCAGCAUGCUUGGGUCAGAUGGUGGAGAUGAAGAGGAGGACCAGGACUCACUUAAGGUAACACAUGCAUUCUUUCAGAUUCUAACAACUACUAAGAAGUGAAAAAAAACCACAAUGUCCCUCAAAACCAUUUUGAAAUUUGUUUUGUUUAGGACUGGGAAUCACAUAAUCUCUGGCACUGACCUCUUGGUGCUAUAAAGUCAUUCCUAGUUUCCCCAUCUUACCCUGUUACAAACAUUAGUCAGAAUGGUAGCUUAAGGCAUCCUUUUUAAAGAGUAAAAUAUAACAAAAAAUUUAAUAAAAAUACAAUGUUUAAUAAAACAAUAAUAAACUGAUCAACUGGAUCAAGCAAAACUGCAUGCUAUUAAAGUAAAGUAUAUAGCAAAAUUUUUACAUACUAUGGCAUGGUUAGCACAAAAUUGAAACUUUUGUAAGUCUACAUGUGAUCGGGAGUUCAAGUCAUUUGCUUUUAUUUGAGAUAUGAAUAGAUCAAAAAUGUCCUGUGUAUUGUAUGUAUUUGUAUAGGAAUAGUUAAAGACAGAUAUAAAAAUUCUUUUGUUCCCCAAUCCGUACGAAUUUACAGGCGUGCUUCCUCUGAAGUCACACAUCUGAAUGAGAACUAAUAAGUCCCCGAUUUUGCUAAGAUAACUCACUGAAUGGCUGUUUGAAAUAAUUUAUUAUUAAUGUCUUGUGUUCAGUGUUCAAAGUGUUUCAUUUUUUAGCUGAAAAUGUAUAAUGCAAUCAAAAAACAUUUAUUUAUUUGGAUCAAUAAAAGAAUCUUAUCUUAUCUUAAAGAAUGUCCUGUGUGUUGUAUGUUUUUGUGUAAGAAUUGUUAAAGAAUGUCCUGUAUAUUGGUGUAUUACCUAAUUCAUUUCAUUCUUGUGAAGUAAUGUUAUAAAGUACAAUUUUACUGAUUUUUAAAUCACGAAUUAUUAUGUUAAUGGAUGUGUUAACUGACAUUUAUUCAGACUCAUUAAAUAUUCCCCAGGUUGCUUUUCUGGAGACCAGUCCUUAUCUGUUGGCACUUACUAUCGUUGUGUCUAUUCUUCACAGUGUCUUUGAAUUUCUUGCAUUUAAGAAUGGUGAGACCUUUUGAAUUGAUAUUCCCUCGGAAAUCUUUAAAGUCGAUUCACAAUCGUCUGUAAAAUAGUACAUUACACCGGAUUUUGGCAGACAGGCUAAACUCUCUAUUUAAAUGGACCAUUGCAUACUAAUACAACUAUACCAAUAUUCAUUCAAAGGGGCACUAAUUAAUUACAUUACUUGUGUUUUGUGCAGAAACGAUGCACGCUCGGUACAAAAUUUGAGUGAACCAAGAGUUGUUACAUAUGCAUUUUAGUAUAAUAUGUCACUUACUGAAAUGAAAAAAAUUCAUAAACUUACAUAAAGCAUUUUUAUCCAAAAAUUUCUCACAUUAUACAUGGUAAUAUACAAAACAUCAGACUAACCAUCAUCACCUUGAAAAUUUUUUUUAUAUAACUUUGUUUUGGAAUACCGGUAAUUGAAGUUCAUUUUUAAAAAUUUCUGAUUGUGUAUAUUUACCUGACUUAGAACUAGACUCAUAGGAUUGCUUAUAUUCUGAUAUAUUUGGAUUGUGCAUAUUACCUGAAUCAGAACUAGACUCACUGAGAGCAAGAUGACAAACAUACUAUUAUUUAUAUUUCAGAUAUUCAGUUCUGGAAGAGCCGUAAGUCCCUUGAAGGUCUGUCUGUUCGGUCAGUGUUUUUUAAUGUGGUCCAGUCUCUGAUUGUGCUGCUGUACAUCAUGGACAAUGAAACAAAUACCGUGGUCAAGAUAAGUGUCUUUAUUGGACUUUGUAUUGAGAUUUGGAAGAUCAACAAAGUGGUCAAUGCACAAGUAAGUUUUUUUACAACCUGGGAAAUACAUGAUAAGCAUACACAAAUUUUUUUUUUUUUUAAAUAUUGAAAUGAAGUUAGACAUAAAUAAAUAAAACUACAAAUCUGUUAUUAAAAAAUAGAAUUUAAUACAUUACAUAUGUUAUUAUGCUAUAUAUGUUAAUAAAAUGAUGUGAUCUUCAAUAGUCGGUCGCAGCAUCAAAUUUUAAAAAAUUACCAUGACUAUUUUUGCUGAUGCAAGGUUUACAAAUUUUUUCCCAUUUUAUCAAAAUGAAUAUCAUAGAAAUGUCAGAUCAUUAUAUAUUAUACCGAAUGAAAAAUAACCAAAUCUGAUGAAACUGGGUAUACUAACAUGCAGAUUAACCAUACAGCUAUUGGGAGAUUAUUCACAAAUUAUUAUUUUUUUUCCCAUGAUUUAUAAUUAUAAUGUCCAUAAGGUUGUGUGGAUAUGAAGUAAAAAAACAUAGUGUGGAUGUAGGGGUUAUUAAAUCGAUUGAAUCCUACAAUAAUUACGCACUCAAGUGAAAAAAUAUAUUUCUUUCUCAUUGAACAAUUAAUUUUUUUUUUUUUGUUUCAGCUUGAUAGGGAAAAUAAAAUCUUUGGCAUUUUCCCAAGGCCAAGGCUGUCAGAGAAGGCCACUUAUACCGAAUCUCAUACCAAGGAGUAUGACAUUGUAAGCCUGCUUUUAUUUCUAUCUAAACUCUUGGUUUGUCUGGUAUUAAGGGAUGUCAUGGGUUUAGUUUUUGUUUCUAGAGUUAUUGAGUUUAGGGUCCGGUAAUUUUAUGCACAGUUAAUUUCAAAAUUUUUAUCUGCAUACUUCCUUUACAGCUGGCGUUCCGUUACCUGUCGUGGUUGUUGUACCCACUGCUAGGGGGCUACGCUGUCUACUCACUGGUGUACCAGGAACACAAGGGCUGGUACUCUUGGGUACUCAGCAUGUUGUAUGGCUUUCUACUCACUUUUGGUAAGGACUGGAGGGAUCAUAUUUUUUAAUUACUUGGUUAAAAAUAGAGUUUACCCAUAAUUUUACUACAGUGGUUGGCAGCAAAAAUCACUAAUCAAAACAACAGUUAAUUGAAGAUUGUGUUAUUGAUUGUUGCCGUUUAGCAUGGGAUCCAUCCCAUCUAGGCAAACUAAGAGAACACACUCUGAGGGUAUUGAAUAUGAUUAGUAUUUUAACUGCUACAAAUGUAAACUAUGGUGAUUUACAAUUUAUUGUGGUAAAAUAGGCAAAUAUUUAACAAGCAUAAAGAGUUUUCAAACUGCAGAAUCAUAUUCUAUUUAUUAGCAUUGAAUCAAUUUUAUAUAUAAACCCCGGGAUAAUGUAAAAUAGGAAUAUAAGUGGUUGUUGGCAAGGCUCCCAAAAUUUGGUUACUGUUAAUGGUAUAUGCAUUUCUAUGUGAAUUCUUUUUUUAAAAAGGAUCUUUAAAAAAUUAUAGAAUUUUUAACCUAGUUUUGGGUAUGAUAUCAAAAGCUGCAAACAUGUUUUCUGAGCUUGGUGAUGGUGUUUGACACAAUCGGCUAAAAGUAAAUAAUAACCACUUUUUAGCUGUAAAAAUCCCAUCAACAUUCACAAAGAAUCAAGGCUUUUGUGAGAUGUCGCGGUAUAUGGGCAUCUUGGACACAUUUGGAUGCCUUAGUAGUGACGGGGGUAGGUCAUAUUUGGUCACAAUGGUAGUGAAGGAGAUUUUUUUAAAGUGACUCUGGGCCAUUGCUGGGCCAAGGUUCUCAAUUAUUCGGCUUUUUAAUUGGACAGUAUUUUGUUUGCUUAAUAAUGUACUAUGUCCAUUAUUUUGAAUAUAUCUCAAUAAUGCAUUCCCUAAAAGCCUGAUUUUUUUACAAUAUACAUGAAUUUGUUCUCUGAAAAAAAAAAGGAAAAUAUAGUCAAACGACACAGUAACAAGAACAGGAUUUAAAUGGGAUCCAAUUUUGUGGAGCCAAUUUAUCAAUUUAUUUGAUUAUUUAAUCUCAUGAAUUAUAUUUUUAGUUAAUGUCAUGAAUUGUUAAUUUAGUUUGAACUUGUGAAGCUGAUUGAUUAUCUGGUUCUGUUGUGUAGGUUUCAUCAUGAUGACACCACAGCUGUUCAUCAACUACAAACUCAAGUCAGUGGCCCAUCUGCCCUGGAGGAUGCUUACAUACAAGGCCCUAAACACUUUUAUUGACGACAUAUUUGCUUUUGUUAUCAAAAUGCCAACAUUGUACAGACUUGGAUGUCUCAGAGAUGGUAGGUGGCAUCCAAAUUAGAGAUUUUAUGAAAGUCAAAGCUGGUUAAAAAAUUUUUUAAACUAUACAAAUAUAACCCAACUUAAGGAAUAUUUACAAAUCAUUUUUAACAAAAAUAGUUUUAGAUAAUACAUUAUUAUAAAAUAAAAUAUACAGACUUUGUCUCAAUAAUUGAAAUGUUAUGCUUUCUCCCAUUAGUAUAUUAGCAAGUGUAAAAUUUGAAAAAAUAACUUUGCUGAAAAUGUUUGUCUUUAAUUUUUCUUUCCAGAUGUGAUAUUUUUUAUCUACCUUUAUCAGAGAUAUAUUUAUUCUGUUGACCCGAAGAGGGUGAAUGAAUUUGGCACAAGCCAAGAAAUGCUGGAAACUAACGGUGCAGUGGCCACAGAAGGGGAAGGGGAGAAGACACCAGCCAUUACUCAGGGAGACGGGGCACAAACAGAAGCUGAGAAAAAGACAAAUGUGUUAGAAGAAAACGGCUCAGUGAAGAAAUCAAGCAAUGAGAAGAAAAAUGACUAAGUGUGAUAUUGGAUGUAUUUGAUCAUGUUUGAUCCCUUGUCAUUUCAACAACAAAAGAACAUUGGACAGAACAGCAAGCUUUGUGAAAUAAUUUCAAUUUUCUUGAAGUAGAUAAACAGCCCUGUUGAGAGAUGUUUGGGAUGAGAUAAAAAAUGUCAGGCCCUACUAUUAUGUUUAAUAUAGCAGUGUUAAAUGUGAUAAAUAUUCUUAUUUUUUUUUAAAGUAGAAAUUAACAGGAUUUUAAAUUUGAGAUAACCAAUCCUCCCAAUUUUUUUUAGUGUCAUUUGUAUUAAAACUUACAGAUUUCAAGUUUGUAAUCUCCAGUAGCACAAAAAAACGGUCUCUUUUUAUUUCAAGUUUUCUUUCAAUGCCAAGUGAACCCAUUGUUGGUUCCGUUAUUCAUUUGUCAUCAGAAUUGAGAGUUGCACAGAAAAAAGAAUAGGCAGACUGCAGAUUAAAAUCGGCCGAUGCUGAUUAAUUUGGCACACGAAUUAUUUAUUAUGUACUUUUUUAUGCAUUUUACUUUGAAACGCCUGUUGCUAUUAAAAAUUGUGAUUUAUCACAACUAUAGGUCUACUAGCAAGAUAAUUAUUACAAUAACCGUUUCUAGUAAAAUAAUUUAGAAUAACGUAUAUAUUACUGCCUUAAGUGUGAGAAAUUUAGGUUUAAAAGGCUACUUAAAAAUAGGGGUUUGCAUUGAACAUGUGUAAGAAUUUUCUUAUUACUGGCAAACAAUAUUAUAUAGGCCACUAAUGCAACCAAAUCUUCUUGGUUCACUCACAUUUGGAUACAGAGUGUGCAUUGUAUCUCCGCAUCACAAAAGUAAUGGUCCUUUGAAGGGAUAUUUGUAUUGAUAUUAACACGGUUCAUUUUAAAUAGAUAAUUUCAAGGAUAUGGCUUUUUUAAGUCAAAAAUACAAAUUUAUUUACAUCCUGUAAGAUUUUCAACUGUAAGAAAUCUUUGUUUGAGAAAAAUUGAUGAUAAGAGGCUAGACUUAGAAUGAACAUUUAUUAAAAGACUAAUGGCAAAAAAAAAUUGAAAGACUGGUACUUGGUACUGCAUUUUAUCAUGGCAUUCAAAAUAUUUCAAUAAAUUGUCCUAUGUAUAUUUGUCUCUUUUUUAACAUCAUCCAUUUGUAACAGCAAAGUUUGUUGAAUAAAAAAUGCUGUCAAUGGGCUACUAAAGUAAACUUAGUUUCAUCUUAGGUACCUGUACAUCAAGAAGUUUUGGAGCCUAUUGUCAGAGCAUUCAAUCAAUAUAAUACUUUUUAAAAAUAUAUUUUUUUGUUAAAAAUGAUCCAAUGUCUCUAUAAAUAACUUAUUCAAUAUUUGCUGUUAAAUUUUUUAAAAGAAAUUCUGUUGUGUUCAGAAAUCCAAUUUGCUUUUCUGGCCUAGAAAGAUUUUGUCAUUAUCCUUUGUUAUGACUGUGGUUUCUUGUGACAUUAGCCAACACAAAAGUUUCUCACAUAAUUAAAAAAACACUAAGAAAAUAAUUAACUUAGAAAAUGCCCACCCAGAUAAUAGUUAACUUAAAAAUACAGAAGAUGUUUACAUAAAACAUUUCUCAUUUUGAUAAAAGCUCUUACAUUAAAAUUAAAAAAAAAUAUAUUCACAAAUUUAAAUAUAUUUGUUAUGAACAUGAAUUAAGGCUUGUGUAUUUACACCAACUGAUAUAGAAAAUCUCUUUUAAAUUAUCUCAGUGUCUUACUAGAAAGAUAACAACACUAUAACAUAGUGAUGGUCACAGUCAUAGUUUAUUAAAACUCAUUAUCACUUGUAUGAGUAUUUAUACUGUGUAUUAUUGUCAGCGAGAGAAUUAUUGGGAAACAUUUUUAGCUUGGGUAUUUAAUUUUUAUUUGUGCAUUUAAAAAAAAAAUAAAAAAAAUUAUGAUUAAUGUGAGUCUUAGACACAUCCUUAAACCAAGUGCACACUGGUCAGGCCUCUGAGUUUAUCUACUGGUCACUGGUAGUGUUGUAAUACUUGGGGAAACAUGGUAGUCCAUGGGCAGUUCCAAAUUUAAAUAAAACCACUAGAAAUCUGAAACAUUUUGUAAAUUAUCUCUAAGCUAGAAAAGAAGAAAUGGCGGUAUUGUUUAUUUAUAACAACUACUGUCCUAUACAAGUCCACACAAUCUCUAUGUUGCUUUAAUGUGGACAAUAGAUGUACAUUGAUUAAGUGUCUUUGUUAAGAUAAUAAUUAAUCAAGUUUGACUGGGUUGAACUUGAUCUUAUUGAUGGGCUAAGAUUUGAUGCUACAAAUUUCAAGUUGGUCAUAACUGUAGAGUGACAUUAAAUGAAAGAAAAGUUGCCAAGAAUAAAUUAUUUGUACUAUUAUUCUACUUGAUAGGGGCAAGUGAGUGGCUUUUGUUGACAAUAUAAAAACUAUUGAAAGGCAUUUACUUGAUUUUUAUUCAGAUGGAUGUUUUUAUACACUUGUAUUUGUGUAUGUAUAUGUGUGUUUAUGUUCUUUGUGUAGAUUAGAUAUACACAGACAGUUAUAAAAUGUCAUGGAUUGUUAUAACAUAUCUUAUGUUGAAAGCAGAGAUUCUGAACCUAAAAUGCAGAGAUUGAUGUUAUACAUGUAGAUAGUUCCAAUAUCCCUUGGACAACCCUCCAUAAUGAAUUAAUCUUAAGCCUUAUCCAAUUUAUCGUGGCACGGCACAUUGACCAAACCUCAAGUAGUGCAGAAGUAUACCAGUGUCCAAAACUAAGUAACUCAAAAGUAUACCACAUUUGUCUUACAUGUAGAUGGGCAUUUUCAAAACAAAAACUCUUAUUUACCGGUUUCAGCAUGGAUAAAUUGAUGUAAAAUAGCAUUGGUGUAUGUAUGAAAUAAGCACAGUCCUAGUCCUACAAUAACUGCGGCAUUGGAGUAGUUAGAAAUGACUUUGAAUAGCUGAACAUAUUUGACAUAUUCAGUAGUCAUUUUUGGUUAUGUAAGUUUUUCUUUGAGAGUUGGUUAUUUACCCCCAUAAAAUGAUUAGAAUUAGAACACAUCAUGAUACUAAAUUUUAAAAAAAUACAGACACUGUUAUGCCAUAGUGGCUAAAUCCUUCUGAAGAUUUUAAAAAUUAAUUGCUAGUUUCUACUGCAAAAUUAUUUUGGUCCCAAGACCGACCCAAUUUCCCUGUAUUAUAACUUGAUGGGGUUGACUAUUGUCCAACCCUCUGUGUGACUGAAGGCAAAAAAUGUCAUGUGCUGAGUGUUUCCUGAGUUGCUUGCAUGAAUCCCUGUUGUAGUCAUUGUGAAAAUUGUAGUUGGUGUUCAAUAAACAGAUCAUUGUCAACACAUGAACAAACCAUGCCACUUUUUUAUCUUUUUUGUCUAGACCUGUUUGGCAGGUUGCAAUUUUUAGAGCCAUCAUAGUUUUUUGUACCGGUAUUUAAUUUUUUUUUAAAAGGUUAUUAUUAUAAUAAAAAACGUCACUGUUGGAGUAGGGUAAAUUAAAAAAUUUUCUAGAAGGUU
Messenger RNA from Lymnaea stagnalis (great pond snail), 13209 nucleotides. NCBI's taxonomy places the organism in Eukaryota, Metazoa, Mollusca, Gastropoda, Lymnaeidae. The record is from the annotation of a GenBank genome assembly.